AUUAAGGAAGAAAUCAAUAUUGUGAGAUGCUUUUGGAGGAAAACAGAAAUGAGCUACUAUAGUGAUUAUAAAGCAUUGUUGAAACUUUUUAUAACGUCGCAGAAUGAUAAAAAGUCAAAUACCACCUAAGUGGUUGAGGAAAACUGCAGCGAAAGUCAAUAUUGUAUCAACGAAAAUUAUCUAAAUACUUAAACAGUGGGGAAAACUCGCAAACACUUUUGCGUUAAUGAGAAAAUAAAUAAAAUUAAAUAAAUAACCAAAGCUCACCUGUGGAAGUGAAAAUCACAAACAUCGUUGAUUGAUAAUUAUAGUUUAGUGCUUUGUAGCAUAAACUUCGAUAUUUUCGUCCUUCAAAGUUAAAAUGAAAAGGCAGUGAACAAAAGGAAGAAAUGCUUUAUGGGCUUGGAUAAUGAAAAAAGUUUCUCACCUGUAAUAAUGAAUGAAAACGACGAUGAAAAAAUUUCUAAAGCUCCAACUACUCCUAACGAGUAUCAAAAAUCAAAUGAGAAUGAAGACGCCUCGCUUGGCUCGCAAAAGGUGUAUAAAAAGACAUCGUCAAAUCAAUUAUUAACAUUGUACUUAGGUACAAGAGAGCUUGUUUCACGCGCAGGUGUUGUUGAUCCCAUCAAAGGAAUCAUCUAUAUUGAUCCCAGAGUUAUUGAAUCAAAUCAAAAGGUUUACUGUCAACUGACUCUUACAUUUAGAUACGGACGGGAAGAUGAAGAAGUCAUGGGAUUAAAAUUCUGUAACGAAGCAAUCAUUGCAUUGCAGCAAGUAUGGCCAAAAAUUGACACCGAACAACAGUUCGACUUGACUCCACUUCAGGAAGCGUUGAUUGAACGCUUGGGAAGGAAUUCUAUUCCAUUCAUGAUUGAAAUUGGUUCCAUCACACCGCCAAGCGUGCAACUUCUACCCGCAAAACGUUACACGGGGGCACCCAUUGGUACAAGCUACGACAUUCGCGUUUAUACAGUUCCAACAGCUGAACAAGCUGACGAGAGAAUACAAAGACGAUCAACUGUAAGACUGGGUAUUAGACUAAUUCACAAAAUAUGUCCGGAGAUAAACUUAUCGAAUGAACCAUCCCAACAACCAACUGUGCCACGCUCUCUACGACUUCGACUAUCACCAAAAGCACGAAAGUUAAUUAAGCAAACAAGUUUGAUAAUACAUGGAAGUAAUAGUGGCACAAAUACAAAUUCAAAUGGAAAUGUAAAAUCGAUUGUGGAAACGGAUGUUGUCGAUAGUCUCAAUCGGGGGCCUCAAGGAUCUGUUGACAAGCCUUUCUUAUGGACUGAAGGGCGAGUGAACCUCAAAGCAUCAUUGAACAAGUCGGCUUAUACACAUGGGGAGAAUGUGAAUGUAACAAUUGAUGUGAAAAAUGAUAGUCGUAAAGUUGUAAGAAAGAUUCGGGUGAGUUUUAAUCUUCUUAUAAAAAUAUUUGCUGUCCAACAUGUUGAUGUAUGUAUGUUCAGCAACGGUAAAUUUAAGAAUAUUGUAGCUGAAGUUGACGUCAGUAAACAAAUCGGUUCUAGCGAAACUUUACAUGGCGUUUAUUCGCUUCUUCCAAUUCGAGGUUCGACAAAGAAUUGGAUCGCAGUCGAGGGAGCUUUGUUUAGCACGAGUAACUAUGACACUUCAUUGGCAGCCUUAAACUCAAAGUUAGCUUCAAGUGCACCUAGAGGUAGUACAUACACGCCCUUCCAAUUAAAUCCACAGCCAUCUCAAUCAUCAUCACAGACGCCAAUCGAUGAGAGGAAUGUCUUUGCUAUUUAUGUGUCAUAUUAUGUGAAAGUUAAGUUAUCAUUAAGUGGAAUGGGCGGUGAGGUAACGUUGAAAUUGCCUUUUGUUCUUGGUGACAUCGAAGCAUCGGGCGAAGCUACGGUUGACAAAAAUAUUCAGCCAAAUCAUUCAAAUGAUUUACAUUUGAAUGAUCAUCAAACUUUAAACGAUAUUCGAAGGCCAAAUCUUGAUCGAAGUGAAAGCUUAAGUGAAACAAAAUAUGACGAGAAUGUUUGUGAAUCAGCUUUUUCACGUAAUAGCAGCGUUAACUGUAAAAGCAUUGAUUAUGACGAUGUUAUGGACAUGGUUACGGAUAUGAGUAUGAACAACGAAGGAAUUGAUUUUAUAAACCAAAAAUUCAGUGAAAUGAAUCGCAGGAAUUCCGAACAUUCAACUGACUCGAGCACUUCCGAAGUAGAUGAAACAGAAACUAAUAAACAGGAGACAAGCGUGAUUAAAGCGCAAGUACAUUGCCAAAAAUAUUUGGAAAGCGAUAUUUAAUUUGAUGAAUUAUAGAUAAAAUAUUAUUGUUGUAUCUAUUUAGAUUUUUAAAGAAAAAUGAUGACAUUUGUAAAUGAGAUCAAGUGGAAAUAUUUGUAGCGAUUUAUAAUAUUUAAAUGCUUUGAAGCAAAUGUAAAUUCCAUCUUGGAUCUAUUGAUUAGACAUCAAAGGAAUUUAUUUAGUAACAUAAUGUAUCAAAAUAAUUUAUAAUAUCACGCAAAAGAAACAAAUGAAAGGUCUUUGAAGAGAUUGAGUCUCUUAAAUUGGAUUGAAGUUAAAAGAAAGUGAAAAGAAACUUUUUGAGAAAAGAAUUUUUAGGCUUUAAAUGGACACAAACUCUUUUUUAAAGGUUCUCAAACAAUGUAGACUGCCCAAAAUUGUAUGAACAAUGUCCACAUAAAAAAAGUAAUUUCAAAAUGAAACCUUAACAUUCUUUUCAUUAUUUUAAAGAAGAGAAGGAAAAUCCUUUUUCCAUUAUCUGCUUCUAAACCGAAAGUAAAAUAUUUUUGAUGUUAGCUCUAUCAAAACGAAGAUGCAUACGCCACAUGAAUUAAUCUAUCAAGCGUAACGAUGUUGAUGUUUCAAAAUAUUGAAUGUAAAACUGUAUGGAAUCUGUGAUUUAGGUCCUAAACAAACAAAACCUUGCUAAAUAAAAGAAAGAAAAAAUAUGUUUGAACUAAACUUUUUUAUUUUAAAAGGUCUUGA
Messenger RNA from Clunio marinus, 2988 nucleotides. NCBI's taxonomy places the organism in Eukaryota, Metazoa, Arthropoda, Insecta, Diptera, Chironomidae. The record is from the annotation of a GenBank genome assembly.